Messenger RNA from Syngnathus acus (greater pipefish), 3306 nucleotides. Its product is annotated as high-affinity choline transporter 1-like. Gene Ontology annotation, cellular component: plasma membrane. The record is from RefSeq and is a predicted model, not a curated record. The transcript is spliced from 8 exons. Bases 188 to 1864 code for a protein of 558 amino acids. Gene Ontology annotation, molecular function: choline:sodium symporter activity. Lineage: Eukaryota; Metazoa; Chordata; Actinopteri; Syngnathiformes; Syngnathidae. Gene Ontology annotation, biological process: transmembrane transport; acetylcholine biosynthetic process; choline transport.
CUCCCUCCCUCCUCGGAGCCCGGCGUGAGGCAGCGGGCACGGCGGCGGAGGGGAGGGGAGGGGUGGAUGUAGGGGAUGUUCGCCCAACCGCCGUCACUGUCGCCCGGUCUCUCGCUCGGUGCGUCCUUCUCCUUUCCUUCUUCUUCUCUCCUCCUCCUCGUCGUCCCACUUGCUCCGCUCGACCAUCAUGGCUCUCAACAUCCCCGGCGUGAGCGUCAUGAUGUUCUUCUACCUUUUGGUGCUGGCCAUCGGCGUGUGGGCCUCCUUCAAGUCCAAGCGGGAGGCCAAGAAGGGCCGCGGAGACCAGACGGAGAUGGCGCUGCUCGGCAACCGCGGCAUCAACCUGGCGGUCGGCAUCUUCACCAUGACGGCCACGUGGGUCGGCGGCGGGUUCAUCGUGGGCACGGCGGAGGCCGUCUACAACCCGUCCAUGGGGCUCAUCUGGGCCGUCAUGCCCGUCACGGCCACCAUGUGCUUCAUCUUCGGUGGCCUGUUCUUUGCCGAGCCUAUGCGCAACAGCAAGUACGUGACCAUGAUGGACCCCUUCCACAUCAAGUACGGCAAAGUGGCCACGGCCGCCCUCUCUAUGGCUGCGCUGGUCUCUGAGAUUAUGUGGGUGACCGGCACUCUCAUAGGAUUAGGCGUGACCAUGAGCGUGAUCCUGGAUCUGUCGUACACGGUCAGCAUCUGGAUCUCGGCCGCCGUGGCCAUCACCUACACGCUGCUGGGUGGACUCUACUCAGUGGCCUACACCGACAUCAUCCAGCUGGUGCUCAUCUUCAUCAGCCUGUGGAUGUGCGUUCCGUUCGCGCUGAUGAGCCCCGCUGUAACGGACAUCACCCAGACAGCGUACAACUACACCUUCCAGCCGCCGUGGGUGGGGACGCUGGAGGAAGACCGAGUGUGGCGCUGGAUCGACAACUUCUUAAUCCUGGGUUUGGGCAACCUGGGCCUUCAGAACUUCCACCAGAGGACUUUGUCUGCUGCCUCGUCCACCACGGCCAAGAUUACCUGUUUUGCCGCUGCCUUCAUCGUCCCCACUCUGGGGAUUCCUCCCAUCUUGCUGGGCGCAGCCGCCGCCUCCACAGACUGGAACAUGACCACUUACGGUUCUCCGUCCCCGUUCGAGCGAGGUCAGACAGGCCUGGUGCUGCCCAUUGUGUUGCAGCACCUCACCCCUCAAUACAUCUCCAUCGUGGGCAUCGGAGCCGUGGCAGCCGCCGUCAUGUCAUCCACCGACUCGGCCCUGCUUUCCGCCGCCUCCAUCUUCACCUCCAACAUCUACAAGAACAUCCUCAGGACUCAGGCUUCCGAGCAAGAGCUCCAAUGGGUGAUCCGCGCGUCUGUGGUGGUGGUGGGCCUGGCGGGGACGUCGCUGACCUUCCUGGACAACAGCGUGCUGAUGAUCUGGAUGCUGCGUUCGGACCUGACCUACACGCUCAUGUUGCCGCAGCUGGUGUGCGUCCUCUUCUUUGCCGUGUCCAACGGCUAUGGGGCUGUCCUGGGUUGCCUGAGCGGGACUCUCCUCCGGGUCCUGUGCGGUGAGCCCGUGCUGGGCCUCCCGCCAGCGCUGCGCUUCCCUGGCGGCGCACUGGUGGACGGCGUCUAUGUGCAGAGCUGGCCCAUCCGCACCAUCUGCAUGCUGGCGGCGGUGGCGUCCAUUUUGUCCUUCUCCUUCCUGGCCUCACUGCUUUUCCACAAAGGCGUGAUCCCCAAGAGGUGGGACUUUUUCCAAGUGCUGACGCGGGACUCGGCCGAGACGCCCGACGGAUCCAAGUACGACAUCAAAGACGACGACGACGAUGUAAAGGAACAAAAUGAAAGCAAGGAAGUGUGCGAACCCAUGCUGGAAUCCACUUUCUAGAAAGCGCGACUCAGGUCCAAACGCCACCGUACCUGAUCGUAUGCAGGAUUAGUCGUAGGAUACAGUCAUUCCCCGCUAUUCGUGGCCCACUGAGAGCACCAAGUUGUCAAGCCUUCCUUCUUUCCAAUCGAAAAGCCGCAAAUGAAAAAGAAACGUUGUUUCUUAAGGGUCUUGCUCGCCAGCCCGGAGACAAGUUGCCGUCCCGAGGGCCGCUCUAGUCCCCGCAAAAGAAGGAGUUGACCCGUUCUUACAACAGUUAUGGCAGCCGUUAGUCCAGGUUUGAUCACGUGACGUUGCGCAAGCGCUCAAUAGUCAAACAGCAAAGCUUAACCUCAGAUGAUGAACUCGGCUACGUUCUUAUUCCAGCUUUACCUUCAAGUGUCUUUCAAAAAAUAGCCUAGCUUGCCCACCUCUCUCGCCAAAAUGCUUGCGAGUGGUGUACAUUGCACAGCAGAUCCAAUCACGAGGAAGUGGCUGAAGCGUUGGUUCAAAAUAACCCCACUCUCACUCUAUACUCGCCGAGUUACUCUCGCACAACCUGCCUCUUCCUUGACAAUCGUUUUUAUGGUUUUGUGAAAGCAGCACAGUGUAAAUCUUUGGCAGUUCUCUAUUGCAGCGCACCCGUAGAUGAAAUUGCUCAACGUGCUGGUGUGCGUCAACAGUCUCCCACCCCACCCUUCAAUCGUGGUGGUCCAAGUUGGUUUCACAAUACCAAAAAAAUGUUUUUGGGGACAAAAAUGGCCCGCUGUCCAAUUUGGUCUUAAAAUACCAAAACAUUUAAUUUGGGGAAAAAUAGCCCACUGGCCUCUCUAAACUGUUUGCCAGUCCAGAUAGAACACAUCAACAUACUUCUUUGACUCUAAUUCCUAUGUAGACAGGGUUUAUGCAGCGUCUUGUGGCAAUAUUUCACAACAUGUAAAAGGAAGAAAAUGCAAACAGGUAAUUCCAUGUAAUGAACCACGAAUAUAAGGGGGAUAACUGUAUUUUUUUUUUUUUUUUUUUUAGCGUGUAUACUGAACGGUGUACACAGGGAAAAAACUACAGCUAUGCUCUCUGUUUUAAGAGCUAUGCAUCUUCUGCAAUUUUAUGCAGCAUUGACACUUCCAGGCACGGACAGAGAGGCACUGUUUCCAAAAUGGACGUGAAUGUGUUCAGGGUCAAGCGACUUUGCCACCAGCCGAUUUCAAAACAUUUGCCAGUAAAAACAAAAUGCUGGAAAUGUUUUGUUUUCUUUCUUUCCUUUUAUUGUAUUUUAGCUUCUUAGACAAGUAGGUGAUUGUUAACAGCUGAUUGUAUCGUGACUGAGUGAGAAGGGCUCUCAAGCACGAGCACUUAAUUGUACAAAAAUAACAAAAGAUCUGCCUGCCUAUGCAACCAAGUGUGAAUGGUUUGUCAUUAAACCCUUUGUUAGCCCUCUUUGACGAGGUGUGUCGUCAUUAAGG